Heterobasidion irregulare TC 32-1 is the source of this 279-nucleotide messenger RNA. RefSeq lists its product as uncharacterized. The record is from RefSeq and is a predicted model, not a curated record. The annotation marks the transcript as partial. The transcript is spliced from 3 exons. Gene Ontology annotation, biological process: ubiquitin-dependent protein catabolic process. NCBI's taxonomy places the organism in Eukaryota, Fungi, Basidiomycota, Agaricomycetes, Russulales, Bondarzewiaceae. Gene Ontology annotation, cellular component: elongin complex. Gene Ontology annotation, molecular function: protein-macromolecule adaptor activity.
GAGUGGGUCCGCAUCGUCAGCAGCGACGGCUACUCGUGCGUCGUCUCGCGCGCGGCAGCGAUGCGCUCCGGGACGCUCAAGAACAUGCUCGACACCGAAGCUAAUUUCUCCGAGGCCGAGCGCCAGACAUGUCACCUCCAAGAACGCGGCAUCGUCGUCGAGAAAGUCGUCGAGUACCUCCUCUACAAGACAACGUACGAGAACACGCCGGCCAAAGUCGACAUCCCGGACUUUUUUGAGCGCAUCCAACCCGAGAUCGCGCUCGAGGUGUGCGUAUCU